AUGGCGCCAUCUAUAGGCGUGGCGGAGUACUACGCCAACAAAACUAUAUUUAUAACAGGCGCCACUGGGUUUAUGGGAAAGGUUCUUAUAGAGAAGAUGCUAAGAUGCUGCCCAGAUGUGAAGAAAAUAUACUUGCUGAUGCGGCCAAAGCGCGGACAAGGCACGAAAGAACGACUGCAUGAUUUCAUGAAUUGUAAGGUAUUCGAGAGUUUACAAGCAACAUCUCCAGAUUGUUUCUCGAAGCUCCACCUGAUACCGGGUGAUAUCUUGCAAGAGGAUAUUGGCAUCUCUGAAGAACAUCGUCAGACAAUACAAGAGGAAGUGCAAUGCGUUUUUCAUUGUGCUGCGUGUGUCAGAUUUGAUAUGUUCAUUCGGGAUGCUGUUAAUAUGAACACACUGGGCACCAUGAAAGUGUUGCAACUGGUGGAGGGUAUUAAGAAUCUGGAGGUGUUCGAGCAUGUUUCUACGUCAUACUGCCGAUGUGAAGUCCACACUCUGGAGGAGCGCGUGUACCCAGCAAAACAUGCGCCAAAGGAUGUGGUGAAUACUGUGAAAUGGAUGGAUGAUGACUUACUUACAUACCUACAGCCUAAACUGAUCGAGCCGCAGCCAAACACAUAUGCGUACACCAAGAACCUCACAGAGGACCUCGUCACUCAAUACGAGGGCAAAUUUCCAAUCGUCAUCGCAAGACCUUCGAUUGUAAUGGCUGCCUUAAAGGAACCUAUACCAGGAUGGGUGGACAACAUGAAUGGACCAACGGGGUUGCUUGUUGGAGCUGGCAAAGGUGUGAUCCGUACAAUGCAUUGUAACGAUAGCUACCAAGCUGACGUGAUGCCUGUGGACAUGGCUGUCAAUGCUUGUCUCGUGCUUGCCUACCUCACCGCAUUAGAUAGACCAAAGGAGGUGCGAGUCUGUAAUGUAACACAGUCUGGAGUUAAUCCCAUCACUUGGGGACAAGCCCUGGAUUUGGGUCGUAUUCACGUCCACGAAUUUCCAUUCUCUCUAUGCUUAUGGUACCCUGGAGGAUCAGCGAAAAGUUCCCGCGCGCAUCACACGGCUGCACUUCUGCUCACGCAUAUGUUGCCCGCUUAUCUCGUGGACCUGCUCAUGUUCCUUAUGGGACAGAAAACUUUCAUGGUAAAGAUCCAGAAACGCGUGAACUACGGUCUUGAAGUACUUCAGUAUUACACUACCAAGGAGUGGUUCUUCGACAAUGAAUUAUACCGUUCCCUACCUGACCUCAUCUCGGAGAACGAUAGAAAAAUCUUCUAUACUGAUCUAAGGAUAGUUGAAUGGAGCUCCUACAUCCGUAACUACAUUAAAGGUGCGCGUGAGUUUUGCUGUAAAGAGGAUCCCAGCACGCUACCAGCCGCGCGACGACGACACACACAAUUGUUUUACUUGGACCUACUGGUGCAGACUAUUGUCUACGGGUUACUCGCUUACUUCUUCUACUAUUACGUCAUACGGAUUUUCUGCUAG
Molecule: messenger RNA, 1485 nt
Organism: Pieris macdunnoughi
Lineage: Eukaryota; Metazoa; Arthropoda; Insecta; Lepidoptera; Pieridae
Source: the annotation of a GenBank genome assembly